Molecule: messenger RNA, 668 nt
Organism: Nymphaea colorata (pocket water lily)
Lineage: Eukaryota; Viridiplantae; Streptophyta; Magnoliopsida; Nymphaeales; Nymphaeaceae
Product: mitochondrial import inner membrane translocase subunit TIM10
Exons: 6
Coding region: 234-488 (84 amino acids)
Biological process (GO): protein insertion into mitochondrial inner membrane
Cellular component (GO): mitochondrial inner membrane
Source: RefSeq, a predicted model, not a curated record
UCAAAUCUGAGUUCGCGUUUGCGUGUCCUUAGGUUUCCUGAGAAAAUUCACGGGAAAGACCACCUUCGGGCUUCGAGGCAGAGACCCACAGGGGCAGCGGGGAAGUGGGGUGUGCUUUUAAGUGCAAAACCUGCUGCCCGCCAAGGGCUCUCCGCCGGCUAACCUUCUUCAGCGGUGAUCUCCAGGUUAAAGCCUUUAUCGCUUGAUUUCACAUUUGGCAGUUGGAAACCUCAAUGGCUACUAAUAACACGCCAACUGCAUUUGACAAGGAGCAGAUACUUGGGAUGGCAGAAAAAGAAAUGGAGUAUAGGGUAGAUCUCUUCAACAGGCUUACACAAACUUGUUUCGAGAAAUGUAUUGAGAAAAGGUACAAAGAGUCUGAGCUGAACAUGGGUGAAAAUAGUUGCAUUGAUCGGUGUGUGGCUAAAUAUUGGCAGGUAACAAAUUUGAUUGGACAGUUACUUGGUUCCAAUAGGCCCCCAUUGUGAAGCUGUCUCAGUGAAAGGUGCUUCUCACAUUGCUGUUGCAAAGUACUACGGAUAUUUCAAACUUGAUUGUACUCUUUGCAGUUUGGUGCACAAUUUUUGCUAGAGAGUAUGUGCUAUUGACAUUUCAGCAAAAUCGACAUUUGUUAAAUAAGUUACAGAUCAAACUUACAUGUUGAUUUA